This is a messenger RNA of Diospyros lotus (date-plum), 2561 nucleotides long. RefSeq names its product dicarboxylate transporter 2.1, chloroplastic-like. The record is from RefSeq and is a predicted model, not a curated record. NCBI's taxonomy places the organism in Eukaryota, Viridiplantae, Streptophyta, Magnoliopsida, Ericales, Ebenaceae. Gene Ontology annotation, biological process: transmembrane transport. Gene Ontology annotation, molecular function: transmembrane transporter activity. Gene Ontology annotation, cellular component: membrane. The transcript is spliced from 5 exons. Bases 686 to 1699 code for a protein of 337 amino acids.
UCCAUCUCUCUCUGAUGGAGAGCUUUGCUCUCUGCUUUCCAUCGUCCGCCGCCGCCUUUGGCCGUUCGCCUUGCACAUCCCUGCGCCCACGAUUUCGACCCUCCAUUUCUCCGAAAACUACUUCCAUUCUCAGCCCAUUCUCCGACCAAAUUCCUCCGCUCUCUCGCUCCUCAAUCCCAACUAUUUCUUCCUCUUCAAUCCUCUUCCGAGACCCACCAAGACCCAGAAAUCAAUCCGAGCCUCAGUCUCAGUAAAUGCCCCAACCGUCAAAUCGAAACCCCGAGGCGCCAAGCUUCUCCAGCUCGUGUUCGAAGUGUCGAUAGGCAUAAUUGUUCGAUUCUUCGUUCCGAAACCGCCCGAAGUUUCUCUGCAGGCUUGGCAGCUCCUCGCAAUCUUCCUCUCGACGAUUGCCGGCCUCGUGCUUAGUCCUUUGCCGGUCGGCGCGUGGGCGUUUCUCGGCCUCACGACCGCUGUUGUGACCUAAACGCUGUCGUUUUCGACCGCGUUCGCCGCGUUCACGAACGAAGUGAUUUGGUUGAUUGUGAUUUCGUUCUUCUUCGCUCGAGGGUUCGCGAAGACUGGCCUCGGCGAUAGGGUUGCGACCUACUUCGUGAAUUGGCUGGGGAAGAGCACAUUGGGGUUGUCUUAUGGGCUGACUUUCAGUGAGGCCCUUAUUGCUCCGACAAUGCCGGGCACUACGGCGAGGGCCGGCGGCGUGUUUUUUCCGAUUAUCAAGUCUUUGGCGCUGUCGGCCGGUAGUAAGCCCGGGGAUCCAUCGGCGAGGAAGCUUGGGUCUUAUCUGAUUCAAUCCCAGCUUCAGUCUGCUGGUAACUCUAGUGCUCUUUUCCUAACUGCUGCAGCUCAAAACUUGUUGUGCCUAAAACUAGCUCAGGAGCUUGGGGUGAUAAUUACAAGCCCAUGGGUUUCUUUGUUCAAGGCUGCUAGUUUACCGGCAAUUAUUUCUCUCCUAGUAACUCCUCUUAUCUUGUACAAACUUUAUCCUCCUGAAACAAAGGACACACCCGAUGCUCCUGCCAUGGCUACAAAAAAGCUAGAGCUUUUGGGUCCUGUAACGAGCAAUGAAUGGGUGAUGAUUGGUACAAUGCUUCUUGCAGUCUCCUUGUGUGUCUUUGGAGAGGCUCUUGGUAUAACAAGUGUUGCUGCUGCUAUGCUUGCCUUAUCAAUACUCUUGUUGUUGGGGGUGCUUGAUUGGGAUGACUGCUUGAGUGAAAAAUCAGCAUGGGAUACCUUGGCAUGGUUUGCCAUUCUAGUGGGUAUGGCAGGCCAAUUGACUAACCUUGUGAUUGUACCUUGGAUGUCUGAUUGUGUGGCAAAUGUCCUUAAGUCCUCCUCUUUGAACAGGCCUGCUGCAUUUGGUGUUCUUCAGGCAGCUUACUUCUUCAUCCACUACUUGUUUGUGAGUCAAACUGGUCAUGUUGGAGCUUUAUACCAAGCAUUUCUCGCUAUGAACUUGGCAUCUGGGGUACCUGGUGUGUUGGCAGCAUUUGGCUUAACUUACGUUACAAACCUAUUUGGUGCUCUAACUCAUUAUAGCAGUGGUCAGGCUGCUGUCUACUAUGGAGCUGGUUAUGUAGACCUCCCUGAUAUGUUCAAGAUUGGCUUUAUAAUUGCCCUUAUUAAUGCUAUAAUCUGGGGAGUUGUCGGCUCAUUCUGGUGGAAAUUCUUGGGCCUUUGCUAAAACUCUUGAUUUCCAUGUGGUGGUGCUCAUCUUAAUUCUUUACUUUCAUCACUGUCUCCUCUUCUUCUUCACAGCAUGAUUGAUAUGAGCACAAGAGACUAUAAAUCUUGUUGCUGAACUCGCACAAGAUGUACAUAAUGGGAUUAGCUCAAAUGCAGUGCAGCUCUAUGUUUGUGUGUCAUUGUUGGUAUUUCAUUUUCAAGCAUACAAAUAUCCUAAAUAUUCUUUAUACAAAAUCUACCAUUAUCUAGAAUAUUCAAAAUAUCUUGUAUCUAGAUUUCUUCAUGUAAGGGCCAUGAUUAGCAAGACAUAAACUCAUCUAUCUUUUGAACAUGGUAGCUCAUUUUGUAUUGUGAACUUGCAGGGCGACAUCUUCCUUGGCCUAUGGGUGAUGCUCUCGUCGUUGUGUAAUGCCUUAACUUUUCUUCGAAUUGCCACAAGUCUUCUUGUGCCUCCCAUGUUGCUUCAGACUCAGUCAAUCCCUUCCACUUGAUUAGGUAUUGCUUGCGAAGAGGUACUUCCCAUCUUGUAACAACUCGUUUUGCCAAAACCUCAUCAACCUCCUUGUCAAAAGAAUUAGUCACAAUUGGGGAUGCCCAUUGUUACUCAUUUCGGCUAAGGUCUUCCAUAUGCUUCAAAAUACUCAAAUGGAAGACGAGAUGAAUCUUUAAGUAGGUCAAGGUGAUAGGAAACCUUGUCAACCUUAGCAAUCACCGGGAAUGACCCUUCAUAUCUCCUUACCAAGCCUUUGUGUACACUUUGGUAUGCCUUGAAUUGUUGAGGUAUCACCUUCACGUGGACUUGGUCAUCAACUUUGAACUCCAUGGGCCGCCUCUUAUUGUCUGCCCACUUUUUCAUGCCC